AUGGCGAACGAAAUUAUGAGUGCUGAUCACAAGAUUUCUUCCAAUGCCUUUGGGUCUAACACCCAGAUCCAUCAGGGUGAUACCACAGUCAUCCACAACUACGGUUCAAACGCGUCGCGUAAAGCCCACUUCAUGCUUCCUUUCCCCCCCAAUGAAAAUAUUGUUUGUCGUCCAGAAAUUAUCGCCAAAAUUGACAAGCACUUAACGCGUUCUAAAGGCGGUCACUACUGCGGUGCCGCUCUAUGGGGUCUUGGAGGAUCGGGCAAGACUCAAAUAGCCCUCGAUUACGCCUAUCGCCGGAGCCAUGAAGAUCCUGCUUGCGACAUCUUCUGGGUGCAUGCUGAUAAUAAAACAAGUUUCACGAGAGAUUAUCAAAGAAUUGCGAGGAAUCUCGGCUUGGACUAUAAAGUCAACGGUGAGGAGCUGUUCGUCACCGUAUGUCACCGUAUUAGGUCGCUGCAGCGGUGGCUCUUGAUUCUCGACAAUGCAGACGAUUUGGCACUUUUCGGUGUUGGUGUUGGGGGUCAAAUCAAGAGCUUGUUCGAGUACAUACCACACGGUCCUGGAGGGACUGUUUUAUGGACUAGCCGGGAUGAACAAAUCGUUAGUCUGGUCGGCUCGUUACGAGGUGUUCAAAUCUCACAUAUGGGCAUCGAAGAGGCGGAAAGUUUACUGGCUAUGACAAGAAGAGAUGAUAUUGGAGCUGAUGAGAUCCAAGAAGCCAAACUAUUGCUUCAAGAGCUUCAGUGGCUCCCAUUAGCCGUCUUCCAAGCAGGUUCAUACAUGAGGAGGACUUCGACGCUUAUCAAGAAGUAUUUAUCAAAACUUCUGGAAGGGAAAAGCCGAUGGGAUAUGUUGAAACAGUCUCAGCAUGACAGACACAGGAGGCCGAAUGUAUCAAACAGUGUUCUUGAAACGUGGAAUAUUUCGAUCUCGCACAUUCGGAAAGAGAGCGAAAUAACUUACAAGGUCCUCCACACUAUCGCAUAUCUUGACAGCGAGAAAAUUCCAUUGUCACUUAUCCUCGCUGCAUCAAACGACAAUCAGCCAGGGCAAGAGACGUCAUCUCACAGCGAGGAGGAAGUGUUGAGAAUGAUCAUAUCUCGACUUAAGGAAUUUUCAUUCAUCAGCGAACGCAAAGAAGAAAACUGUGAUGAGCCAAGCUUCGAUAUGCAUAAGCUCGUACAAUAUGCCAUUCGAUUUCAACUUCACACAGAAGAUAUUACUCUAGAGACAUACUUUGCAACCGCUGCUCUCAGAGUCGUUACAAGUCUAUUCCCCAAAGAAAUCACGACAAAAACAAGGCGCGUAUGUGAGAAGUAUGCAACCCAUGCGAUACAGGUCAGCUUUUGGGCAGAUCUAUCUGAGCACGUUAUCACAACGUCUUCAUUCUUAAUAGACGUGGCAGUAUAUUUCAGCUUCUACGGAGCAUUAGAAAGGGGAGCAUACAUGGCGAAGAGGGCGGUCGACCUAUUGAAUAAUUAUCCCGUCAAAAUAUACCCCAAAAAUUGGAUAUGCAUCUUCUCCGUUUUCACCCUGGCACGUUUAGAGCAAGCCUUUGGCAAGGAUCAUCACUGCGCCAUUACCACCAAGGAGACUCUUGUAUGGAUAUAUCGUGAUCAAGGCCGGUAUAAGGAAGCUGAGGAGCUUCAAAUAAAAGGGCUUUCAUUUCAUCAGAAGCUUUAUGGGGAAAAAGAGAGAUGUACAAUUGAUGCUAUGGCAGAACUUGCAUCAAUAUACGCAGACCAAAAACGAUAUGAUGAAGCUAAAAAGCUUAAGAUCAAAACCCUAGCGUUGUAUUCUGAAGUUCUCGGUGAAAGGCACCCUGCGACAGUCGAUGCUAUGGGGAGCCUUGCAGAAACGUAUAUAUUGACAGGUAUGGUUGAAGAGGGUAAACGGCUUGAACUGGAAGCCAUGUCAUUGCUGCAAAAUGUGUCUGGCGAUAUACCUCCGCAUGAGCUUCGGCUCAAAUUUAACGAGAUGGCCACUAUUUGCGAAAUAAAGUCAGCCAAGCGUCGGGGUAUUUGGAGGCUGCUGGAAGUACUGUCGCCUAAAUUUAAGAAGGGAAGGCGGCCUUGGGUGCUUCUCAUCUUAUUUUGGGCCAGUAACGCAGCUUGCAUGUGGAAGAUGUUGGUAUUCUUAUGGGCACCUAGGUUGACGAAAGGAUACCCUGGUCAAGCACGUGAAUAUGUACCCAUAGUCGAAGCGAUACUCAGUCACAUCGUCUCACUCGCAUUUUGGAGGUUUGCUACCGUUUAA
Molecule: messenger RNA, 2259 nt
Organism: Trichoderma breve
Lineage: Eukaryota; Fungi; Ascomycota; Sordariomycetes; Hypocreales; Hypocreaceae
Product: tetratricopeptide repeat domain-containing protein
Exons: 4
Coding region: 1-2259 (752 amino acids)
Molecular function (GO): protein binding; ADP binding
Source: RefSeq, a predicted model, not a curated record